Molecule: messenger RNA, 2595 nt
Organism: Symbiodinium natans
Lineage: Eukaryota; Dinophyceae; Suessiales; Symbiodiniaceae
Source: the annotation of a GenBank genome assembly
AUGAAGCCUUCCUAUGAAAUCCCAAGCGCCUGUGCGGGCGAGUAUGGCUGGGGAGGCCUGGCUGGUCCUGCUUGGACGAUCGACCCCAGGUCCGAUCUCAUCAUCUUGUCCAUGACGCAGACGGCCUUUGUUCUGGAUCACGAGGAGUACGUGAGGUACGCUGCACGACGUGCUAUCCAUCAGUACAUUUAUGGAUCCGUUGCUGCCCCCUCAAAAGCGACUUCUUACGCGCCCGAGAGCUUUGAUGUGGUGAAGCCAAAAGGCCCGGAGGAGGAGGAUCAGGCUCAGCUCGACCGGGAGUUCGAGCAAGAGUUCCUGGUAAAUCGCAGGACGCGCGUGCGCGGCGCCAAGGAGCGCGCGAUCGCGCCGGGCCCGCGCUUGGAUCGGCAUCCCAGCGAAGAAGAGGUCGCCGUGUACCGGAAAGAGCUGGAGAAGCAGGGCAGCGACAGUCCAGGAGGGAAAGCGGACGAGGACACCGGGCCUGGGAAUCGAAUUGUGGGUGAGCAUUUAGAGUUUAGAGACUCACAGAGUUUGCCGAAAUUUCGGGAUGUGGAAUCCGAUGUCUUUGAAGGCUUGGGAGAGGCGAGGAUGUGCUUGCCCACACUCUCUAGCACUUUCAUAGCCUCCGUCGGCUCUUCAGCGCUUACUUUCGUCGGCCUUUUUGCACUCGGCCUUUCCGAGCUAGGGCUUCCUCUUCCUCGACCGACUUGGAUGACACUGACAUGCCGCUUUGCUGGCUGGAUGUUUCUUUUUGUCCUGCCUGUUUUGGGAGUCGCUGUACCCCCGCUUCGGAACUUCUUGCUUUGGGGCCUUGAGCCGAACAGCGCUGUCUCUCACAAGGGCGACAAAUGUCCGACGAGAAAUCCUUUGCCUUGGAUGCAGCAGAUGGCCUGGGUGACAAUCUACGCCACGCUGACAUGUCUUCCCAUCCACGAAGGGCACCCUUUUGGGUUUUUCCUGGUCUUCGCGUUGGGAAACAUCUUGUCGAUGCCAGCCGGGUUGAUUCUUGCGCGGCUCGUUGGGCCAGCUAUCUUGUCCCCCCAGUAUGUCCGGUCAGUUGGUCCGGUAUGCAUUUUCUUUCCAAUCGUCGGCUUUGGCAUCUUGGUGUCUGGCUACCUGGCGCUGAGACGCGCCUGUGGAGUCUGGGUCGGUGUUUUGAUGCCCUUGCUGCUGACAGUCUAUGAGUUUGUCGGCAUGCAGGUGGCGGCUCGGAACUUCGUAAAGUACUUCCUCACGAGGCAAGAAGUGCGAGAGCAGUACGCGGGCACAAACCAAGGCAUUCUGCUCUCCACAUCCAUUUGUACCUUUCACGCCCUGGCCGAAGGAGCGCGCUUAACUCUGCUCUACAUAGACCACUUGAAGCAUCAGAGCUUCGACAUCCUGUUGCCAAUAAUCAGUGCCGUUAUAUGGAAUGUCUUUGUGCGUUUGGGAUGCGUGGACCGCAUCAUCACGACCGUGACUCGUGGCUGGUUCAAACCCCACAACGCCUCGAAGCUCUUGAGAGAUGCGGGUUAUUGCAUGGGCUAUCCCCGUAUGGGAGCGAUUGCUGCCUUGCUGUUGGCACGCCUUUCUCUCGGUUCUCCGAUGAUCCUGACUGAUAUGGAGGGAUUUCUCUGGGCGUUCAUCAUCGGAGCAGAACUUGUGGAAGAUCUGCUCAGCUACGCUCUGUGGCGAGCAGGUGUGGACUUCUCGCCAGUGAAAAUGUUCGCCACAGAUGAGGAGGUGGAACAAAUGUCAGAGAAGAGGAUUGUAAGGAGGCUGAGCAAACUUAGUCAGCAGGGAUCUUCGGAUGCACUCGCCGUGGUUCCACAGCCGUCGAGGAAGUCCACUUGUUCAGCCCCAUCCGCAGCUUCGGCCGCGCAAGAAGUAGAAGUUCAGCGCCUUGCUACUGUUGAGUCUGUGAAGUGGGAAGUGCGCGAAAGGCAUGACUUCAAGUAUGGCCCGGUUGACUUCGGCUGUUUGCCCUUCUGGGCGCAUUUGCUUCCAGCAGCCCUGUCGCAGUUCCACACAGUGUUGGCCGUGACUGUUUUCUCAGGCGGCCUCGUGUACGCCUUGGGCUUAUGGAACUUCAAGGCCAGCAGAGCUGGCCCGGCGGAGCUAGGACUAGAGUUUUACUUCAACAGCCUGGUGGUCUGCUACGAGGCAAGGAAAUACCGGCGCCCUUCUUUGCUUGGAGUGCUGAUCCGGGAUGGCAAUCGGCCCAAGCGACGCAAGAGUGGCGGAGCUGCCACGCCCAGACCUGCCGAGAAAGAGAAGCAGCAGGUCAGCACCCCGACUGGGAAGAACACCACCGGGGACCUCGGGAAUGGCUCGCCCCAGGGUGAAGCAGAGAAAAUCCUCUACAAGCGUGUCCUGGUGGCAGGUGAUCAAGAUGAGAAUAAGAAGAAGGCGCGCGUGGUGAAGAUGAGCGGCGACGUUGCCGAGAUCGUCACGGAGGGGGACUACAGGUCGAUGGACGUGGACAUUGGCGAGCUGAAGGAGAUUGAGGAGACGCAGUUCGGGAUUCCUGUUCCAAGGAAGAUGGACCAGUCUGCCCCAACCGACUUUGCGUUCCUCAUGGAUCACGCCGUUCAGGAGACACCGAAAAAGAAAUGA